UCGUCACAUAUUAUGGCACCUCCGAUAAAUAAGGCAAGGCAUCAAUGAAUACAUGCAUCAAACAAUAAAGGCGACAUCGAAGAAUAAAUAUGUCAUAUAUAUUGGAACCUCUAACAAAGAAAGUCAUCGAAGAGUAAAGGCGUCACAUAUAUUGGCACCUCCUGACGAAAAAAGGCAUCUAUAAAUAAAGGCACCGACGAAGACAAGCAUCACAUACUGCAUUUUCAAAGAAUAAAGUCGGCACAUUCUAGCAAGUUCCACGAAUUUAAAAGGAAAAGCCUCUAACGAAUAAAUCAUAGCCUCUCGUAACGACAAAGCCUCAUAUAAACCAUUACUAAAAAGCCUCUUUCAGAAAACUUCAACUAGACGUACAUUCAUUGCAACGAAAAGUAUUUUACUGCCAUUUCAUGUCAAAGUAUUCUAUGAUUGAAACUUCCAGUCAACAGGUCACAUAAUAGUUGACAGAGAGAACGUCCUGCGGGAAAAAUCUUCUGUUUUAAGGUCAGUACCUUACAUUUUAUAUUUACUAAGCUGUGAAAGCUACAUUUACUAAGCUGUGAAAGCUAUAUUUACUAAGCUGUGAAAGCUAUAUUUACUAAGCUGUGAAAGCUAUAUUUACUAAGCUGUGAAAGCUAUAUUUACUAAGAUGUGAAAGCUAUAUUUACUAAGCUGUGAAAGCUAUAUUUACUAAGCUGUGAAAGCUAUAUUUACUAAGCUGUGAAAGCUAUAUUUACUAAGCUGUGAAAGCUAUAUCUACUAAGCUGUGAAUGCAACGUUACUAAAGCUAGUUGUACACUAGUUUGUUUACAAAUACUGACCACUUGCAUUCCUCAAGAGGAGACACCGAUCGAUAUUUAACUAGGUCAGCCAUAGUUAACCUCUCACCUGGGGACAGGUGUCGGUCAUCGCUAGUGUAGGCAGUACUUAUAAAUAGAAACGUUAUUAAGCUAUUACAAUGGCAUUAGUCUCGUACUUGUGGAAAGAAUACAUCAAAAUAGCCGCUUACGGUAACAUGCCACAAGAAAGAAUGGAGGAAUGGUGCACUCAAAAAGUAAAUUAUGAUAUACAAAAACGUAAGGCAGAAGAAAGAAGACGUAAAGAAGAAAAAGAGGUAGAAGAAAGAAGACGUAGAGAAGACAAAGAGGUAGAAGAAAGAAGACGUAGAGAAGACAAAGAGGUAGAAGAAAGAAGGCGUAGAGAAGACAAAAGAGCAGAAGAAAGAAAAAGAAUUAGAGAAGAAAAAAGAAGACAAGAAGACAAAGAGGCAGAAGAAAGAAAAAGGAUUAGAGAAGAAAAAAGAAGACAAGAAGAAAAAGAGGCAGAAGAAAGACAAAUGCCUAGAGACGACAAAAGAAGACAAGUAGACAUAGAGGCAGAAGAGAAGAAACGCAAAGAAGAAAAAGAAGAAGAAGAAAGAAAACUUAAAGAAAUACAAGAAGAAGAAGAAAGAAAACUUAAAGAAAGAAAAGAAGAAGAAAGAAAACUUAAAGAAAUACAAGAAGAAGAAGAAAGAAAAGUUAAAGAAAUACAAGAAGAAGAAGAAAGAAAAGUUAAAGAAAUACAAGAAACAGAAAGAAAUGAAACUGAAGAAAAAGAGACAAACAUUCCUGAAGGACCCUACAUUGUUUAUGAGUACAACAAGAAUACUACUGAACUUCAACUAUUUAAUAAUGAAGAAUUUAAAGCUGAUCAGAGGAAAGAUACAACUUUGACAAGAAUGUUCAAGAAGGCACAAACAAAUGUAAAGCAGCCAGGACUUAAUGUACCUUAUUUCAAAGAAGGAAUACUUGUGAAGAAAAGUGUUAGUUAUGAUACCUAUGAGUUUGUUGAACAAAUCAUUUUACCACUGAAAUAUACACAAGACAUCAUUGAAAAGAAUCAAUUUUCUACAUAGCAAAUUAGCGAGUGUGACGAGGACAAAGAAAAGAAUUCUUGACAAAUUUUAUUGGCCGAGUAUUACAAAAGAUGUUAAGAAACAUGUUAGUCAAUGUCCAGAUUGUCAAAUGAACAAUCCUAAGAGAAAACAAGUUCAAGAACAGAAUAUGAAUGUUGAACAAAGUUAUGAACCAGUUAAAAAUGUUAUACCAGACAAAAAUGACUCAAAUGUUGAGAAAUUAAACAAUUCUACAUUUAACUCUAAGACAGAAGGUCGUCUGACAUUGAUGGACAAUUUAUGCAACAAUCGUGAUAUGACUCAGCAACAAAGUGCUUCCAAAGAAAGUCAAUCAAAUACAGAUUUGAACAUAUUUGUUUCGAGUGCAUCAAUGUCAAAGUCAAAGCAAGAUGAAUCAGAAAAUAAAACAUUUCAACAUGGUUUUGAUAUAAAUAUUACAGUCAUAGAGCCAUGUGAAAAAACUAAAGAAGCUGAAGUCAACAUUGAAAAUGAAAGAGCAUUAAACGAAUACAGAAAGUUUAGAAAUUUUAAACAAGGAGACAAAGUGAAGUUAUGGUUACCUGACACGAGAAAUAAACUGAUUUAUACAUGGCAAGGUCCAUUUCCUAUCAUCAGAAAGAUUUCAAACGUAACUUAUGAAAUCAACAUUAACAAAUAUGUCAAAGUGUUUCAUGUUCAUAUGCUUGAAAAAUACAAUGAGGAUACAGAUAAUGAAAACUUAUCAAAAGAACUAGAAGAUAAUGUUACAUGCUUAGAGACAAUUCAAGAGGAAAAUGAAGACAAUAUAAAUGAACUAUUACCAACGACAUCAAAACAAAUUGAAUCUCUCAAAGACAUUGACUUAGAUCAUUAAAGUUGAAAAGUAAGACAGACCUGUUGAAUACAAGUGAAGAAUAUACUGAGAUAUUUCAUGAUGUUCCUGACAUAGCAACAUUUAUAGACAAUGUGUUUAACUUAAAAACUGACACACUUGCCAACUCAAAUGUUCAUUCUCUAACUUUGCACAAUAGAGAUUUACUGCAGAAAGACCUAACUGAUUUAUUAGUGCAAUGCAUACAUGAACAUUCGAACUCAAUGUUUUCUACUUCAAACGUUUUACAACGUAAACUAUCACUAAAAGAAAGAUUUAGUGUCGAUUUUGGACAGUUCUUGUUUGAACAUAUGAAAAGCAAAGAAUAUUGUAAGGACAAUAGCUGUAUGUUGCUUAAAGCUAAAGCUAGAAUAAAACGUAUUCAUGAACUGAGAGACAUUGUGUAUCAAUUGAAACAAAGUACAUUUGUAGCUAAACUAAGCAAGUUUGUAUUGAAACCAAAAGUGACAUUUUUCAACAGCAGAGUUGAACAAAACUCUCUGAAAACACAUGACAAUAUUGUUAAACGUAUUUUGAACUAUUAAGAACCAAGAAAGAAGAAAUGUACGGAUAGACUAGAAUUGUUUCAAGUGCCCGGACAGAAAAAAUGUACAAACAGACUAGAAUUGUUUCAAGUACCUGGAAAGAAGAAAGUUGCACAUUUAUUAAGACUGUACAGCUGGGUCAAGAUUUAUUUUAAUACUUAUGUCAUGCAAUUGUUUAUUACUUAGUAUAUUUACAUUAAUACUGUUGUUAUAAGAGUUUUAGAAAUGAGUAAUUUGACAUUGCACAUGUUUAGAUUUCAUAUAUUAUUAAGUAAGUUAAUAUUCAGAUAUUCUGUAUUAGCAAGUAAUAUGAUGAGAUGACAUGUAUUUUUCAGUAUUGUGAAGUUGUAUAAUUUUGAUAUUUUCUUGAGUUACAAAAGUUAGAAAGUUCAUGCUCAAAUAUCAUGUAGUGACAAGUGAUGUAUGGAACUAAGUUGUAUUUUAUAUAAUAUUAAUUUUAUAGGCUGAAUAUGUACAAAAUUUAGAAUUUUGAAUAAUGUAAAUGUAAUGCAACAAUUAUUUGAAUUAUCAGUUCUGUACUUUAUAGGAACAAUUUUUGUUAGAUUUUUGUGUGCAUAUAUUAUAAUAGAAAUAAUGUUAUUUUACGCAUUUUAUAUUGCAUACAAAAUGCUAAAAAGGCAAGGGGGUAAUGUCACGAGUCGAGUCUGUGACCUAUUUCGACCAGUUUCUAGAAGCAAGUUCAAACCAGUGCAAGUGUCCAGCGUAAACAAGUUAAUUUUAGAUAUCCAAUCAAAGAAAGAGGUUAAGGGAAAAAAUAGCACACGUCAGCUUCUAGAAGGUCAAAGUUACUAAAAUAAUUAUCUGAGAAGGUUCCAUGAUUCUGGAACGUACGAUCAAAGAAAGUAUAAAUAAGGGGAAAGUCAGUUAGACGGGGUCCUCGCAUAGUAGUAGUUCUUGUAGAGCGAUGGUCCUCGCAUAGUAGUAGUUCUUGUAGAGCGAUGGUCCUCGCUCAGUUCUUGAUUAGUAAUAAGUUUUGUGAUAUUAGCGGGUCCAUUAAGUAAAGUUUUAGUAGUUGAAGUUGAAGUUAUACUAAGUGAAGUUUUAUGUAUCUUUAAGUUUUAUUUAUGAAGUGUCAAGUUGUUAUUGAAUUAAGAAGUUAAUUUGAUGUGAAAGUUGAAGAAGUUAUUAAAGAAGUUUGAAGAAAAUACA
Messenger RNA from Biomphalaria glabrata, 4459 nucleotides. RefSeq lists its product as uncharacterized. The record is from RefSeq and is a predicted model, not a curated record. NCBI's taxonomy places the organism in Eukaryota, Metazoa, Mollusca, Gastropoda, Planorbidae. The transcript has a single exon. Bases 956 to 1894 code for a protein of 312 amino acids.